AUGGCUGCUGCUAGUGAUGUAAAAGUUCUGGGGAUGUGGUCCUGCCCAUACGUGAACCGGGCUCAGCUCGCGUUGUGCAUCAAGUCAAUUGAGUAUGAGUUCAUCGAAGAAAAUACUUUGAAGAAAAGCGAUAUGCUGCUCAAACACAACCCUGUUCACAAGAAAAUCCCAGUCCUAAUCCAUGGAGAUAAGUCUGUUUGUGAGUCGUGCAUCAUUGUGGAGUACAUUGCUGAUGCCUUUGACACAGGCCCGCGCAUCCUCCCUUCUGAUGCCUAUGAUCGCGCCUUAGCCCGUUUCUGGGCAGCCUACAUCGAUGACAAGUGGUAUCCAUUGGUCAAAGUGCUCAGACAGUCCGGCGACAAAGAGGAAAGAAAAUCACUAGUUCAGAAAUUGUUUGAAGGCUUGAUCUUGCUUGAAGAGGCAUUUAUCGGUUGUAGCAAAGGAAUGGCUUAUUUUGGAGGAGACAGCAUAGGUUAUCUCGACAUCAUUCUUGGAUCAUGCUUGGCGUGUCUGAGAGUGACUGAGAAAGUUGUUGGAGUUGAACUGAUGGAUCCGACAAAGGCUCCUCAACUGGCAAAAUAG
Salvia splendens (bonfire salvia) is the source of this 582-nucleotide messenger RNA. RefSeq names its product glutathione S-transferase U17. The record is from RefSeq and is a predicted model, not a curated record. Gene Ontology annotation, biological process: glutathione metabolic process. Gene Ontology annotation, molecular function: glutathione transferase activity. The transcript has 2 exons. Lineage: Eukaryota; Viridiplantae; Streptophyta; Magnoliopsida; Lamiales; Lamiaceae. Gene Ontology annotation, cellular component: cytoplasm. Bases 1 to 582 code for a protein of 193 amino acids.